AUGACCACAGGCUCAAGCGAUACGGCUGCACCCAGCUCUGCUACUGCCGACCCUGAGAGCCCCAAAGAGCCUUCCGACCCGUUUCUUGCCCGAGCUCAGAAGAUGCUGGGGACCCAGAGCUUUGCGCCCUAUGAAGUUGCAUUCUGGAUGCUACAGAAGGAUAGGAAGAAGCAGCUGGUAGAGCUUGAGCUGCACGAUGAGAAAAAGGAUUUGGCUUCUUCAAUCAAGAUUGAAAAACAGUUCCUUGAGAGACAGCUCCGAAACGAACUUGAGAAAGAAGAGAGCUACUUCAAGUAUAUACUCUCGUAUCCUACCCAAAGAUGUCUACUUCAAGACCUGUUCCAGCAAGUAGCAUGCAAUGUGAACUUGAGCGACGAGGAGAUAAGUCGUCUGUUUGACGCUUCCAACGUGCCUCGAGAGGGCUGGUAUCGGCUGGAGAAAGAAUCGCUGCCGAUGGAGGGAAUAUACAGGAUGUUGCAGUCUCAAGAUCUUCGCCGUGAGAUGUGGAGAAGGCUGGAGCUCAACGAGGAUAUGGAGCUGCCUGAUUUCACUACGACUAUACAUCUCUACAAGAGCCUGCCGACUGAUAUCUUCCGUUGGCCACUGGGGAACUUCGUGUACUUGGACAAGAGCGCCAGCAAGGUGGAAAAGCGAUUCUUCAGGGAAGUGUGCAAGAAGUUCAAGAGGCAUCUCGAUGUCUUCGAUAUCAAAAUAGCACCAUUGGGCGAGCUGAUCCUCGAAAGCAAGGCCCGCGCUUGCAAGACUUAG
Molecule: messenger RNA, 768 nt
Organism: Guillardia theta CCMP2712
Lineage: Eukaryota; Cryptophyceae; Pyrenomonadales; Geminigeraceae
Exons: 2
Coding region: 1-768 (255 amino acids)
Source: RefSeq, a predicted model, not a curated record